AGACAACAUCCACAUAGUUUCUUUUUUUUGAUUUUCUUGUAGAUGUAGCCAAAGGAUACAACAACGUCUCACCUGUUCUGCUGCUAGAAGAUGGCCACUGCAGACGUUCACCUGGGCUCAGGCCCUGAUGAGGAUGACGUGAGUCUGUCGGGGAGCGAGUCCGACUCAGACAGCAUCCUCUCUGAUGACUCGGUGCUUCCAGACUACACUCCAGAGGAAGCAGACGGGCCUGCGGCAUCAACACUGUAUCGAGCAUGCGCGCGUAAUGAACCCGUCUCUCUGCAGAGAGUUCUGGAGAGAGGGGUCACAAAAGCGGAGGUCACAGAGCUGGACAUCAAUGGCAUGAAUGGCUUGAUGGUGGCUUGCUACAAAGGUUUCAUGGACAUUGUAUAUGGGCUUCACGGCUGUCCCUUUAUGGACAUAAACCACCAGGACAAUGAAGGCAACACUGCUCUGAUGAUUGCAUCCCAAGCAGGUCAUGUCAACACAGUCAUGUAUCUCCUAAACUACUAUCCCGGUAUAGACACUGAAAUAAAGGAUUGUCGCGGUUUCACAGCACUCAUCAAAGCUGCGAUGACCGGCCGCAAUGACGUCAUGGCUGCCCUUCUUAUGGCUGGGGCUCACAUACACGCAGUAGACUCCACAAGAGGAAAAUGCGCUCAGGACUGGGCAGUGAAAACAGGUCGCCAUGAGACCCUGUAUCGUCUCCGCCGCCUUAAUAUGCGGCCAAAAGCUGAGCAGUGCUGUGAAAGUUAUGUCCCUGAUUGGCCUGAGCUCCAGGAGAGGGUAGCAAAGGCCACAUCUGACAAAAGUGCCAGGGAAAAAAUCACCCAGCGGAUCAAAAACUCAUUCGGAUUCAGAUUUCCUCGUGACCCCCAGGACAACGGGGCCUUGGACCACAUGGUGCGCAUUACUACCAGUGUCCACAGUCCCCUCAUUUCAACUGGAUGCCGUCCGCUCUGCCCUACAAGCCCUCCUGAGGUGGGGAAGAGGCGCAUGGCUGUGCCAGAGCUGAUGCAGAAACACCCAGCUAAGGACUUAGAAGAGCGCUCAGUGUGCCACAGCAACGGCUCAGUGUCACACAUCAUUCCCACAAUCCAAUCUGCGGAGCCCAUCCCUAUAAUGUGCUGCGCCGAUACGGAGCGGCGAGGCAGCAUCCUCUCAUUGGCUUCAUCCAAUGUUACAACCACAUUUAUUUCCCGCAGUAUGGCGAGAAGGAACAGCGUGUUCCCCUCUGGCUGCAUCCCCAAGAUUGAUGUUGUCAGACCUUCAGACGCAACGCCGAAGAAAGAAAAGAAGAAGAAGAAGAAGAAGAAGAAUAAGAAGGGCUUCUUGGAACCACCGGUAUGGAGGUACAAGGAGAUCAAGGAUGAGAAAAAGAAGGAGAAGAAGAAAGCCGAGAAAGAGAAAGAGAAAAAGAAAGAAAAAGAAAAAGAAAAAGACAACAAGAAAGUCAAAAAUUAAGAGUUUAAAAAAGGGCUGUUCUGCUGUAUGAACCAUCCCUUUCGAAAAUGAUAUGCUUUUAAAAAAUGUGUCCAACUCUCAACUUUCAAACCAAAUAUCUUGGACAUUUGCAGAAAAUAUAGAACCUUAACCUAAAAGGAAAAUAGACAGGAGAUAUUUUUUAUUCCUAAAACUGAAUGACAGAGGACCUCAAACGAGUACUGCAGAGGGUUUGUAGCUUUAAGCCUCGAAUGUCAAAAGGUU
Molecule: messenger RNA, 1707 nt
Organism: Anarrhichthys ocellatus (wolf-eel)
Lineage: Eukaryota; Metazoa; Chordata; Actinopteri; Perciformes; Anarhichadidae
Gene: ankrd33ab
Product: ankyrin repeat domain 33Ab
Exons: 4
Coding region: 91-1464 (457 amino acids)
Molecular function (GO): protein binding
Source: RefSeq, a predicted model, not a curated record